AUGAAUGAAUUGACUAUGUCUUCGGCAAUGGACCUGUCCUUCUUGUCCGAGGAAUCCCACGAAAGCAAGCCUAAUGAUCAGAAUAAUAUCGAAUCUGUGAAAAGAAAGCGUGGCAGACCUAGGACUAAACCUAUUUUACCAGUUGAAUUAGAUGCAGAGGGGAAUCCAAUUAAGAAGAAGAGAGGACGACCAAAAAAAAUACUUACAGAACCAAACCAGGAAAGCUCGAAUCUGUUUCUGCAGAGCAAAAGCGGAUCUCCAUUAGAGGAGAACGUACCUGUAGUGAAAAAACGUCGUGGAAGGCCGAGGAAAUCGCUGAUCAAUCCUACUACAAUAGCUUUUGUGACGGAAACAUCAAAGAAUGAAACACAUUCUAUUUCAGGGGACCAUCAGGAUAAGGACCAUCUACGUAUUGGAGACAGAAGUGAUACAAAUAAACGCAAUCCUGUUUUAUUACAGCCAAAGAAGCGGGAUAUAAACGGCGAUAUAAAAAAGACGGAAAAACCACAAGAGGGAAAAGAAGGUAUACAAAAUGGAUCACAACGGAGUGAACCUACAGACAAACCCGAGUUGGAAAGGCAUGAUCCCUCAAUUGAAGAAGCACCAGCUCUAAAUGAAAACCCGGAACCUGCAAAACCUUCUAGUGUAACAUCUGAAUUAUCAAUUCAAAAGAACCAAGAGCUGGAUAACAAAGGAAAAGUGCCGGAAAGCAGGUUACAGACAGCAGAACCAUCGAAGCCCGAGAAACCACACAAAAAAAGAGGUAGACCAAGAAAAAAUCCGGCUGAAAAUAUGGCACCAAAGAUCAAAAGACCUCGUGGUCGUCCUCCCAAGCCAAAAUCACAAGAAGAACAAUUUCAAAAUCAAAAACACAAACAACGGAGAGAUAGUAAAGAGCGAAAAGGAACACAAGACACUGACGAACGGAAGCAGGCGAAUAUCAAAGAAUAUUCCACAAAUUUAACAGACAUUCUACGUGACAAUUCCCAGCAAAAAGGGAUAUCUUCAACUUCGCCAAAGAAAAAAAUAAAACUCGCGAAGACAAUAACACAGCAAACUUUUAAUGAUUCUAAAGAGUCUCAUGUAGAAGAUACAAAUGCGGGCAAAGCAAUAGAGAAGAAUAAAGAUGUAUUUUUAAAUUUUAAAAAGAACCAGGAAAAGGCAACAAAACCAAAUAAUAUAUUGGACGACAGUUAUGAUGUAUUCAGCUUUGAUAAUAAUGGUACAAGUAACUUCAUUAUUCCAGAGGAAGCUUUGCCAGUUCCUAAUAAUGCUAAGAAUAAAAAUCCCAAAACAACUCCAAUGAAACCUUUACAGGAGCAGUUAGAGCAUAUUGAUACCACUAACAUUGAAUUCAGUGACGAUGAUGAUUAUAAUGUUGAGGAUGACGAUAGUAAAAAGAUUUCGGAAAGCGAAAAGAGUUCAGAUGAAAGUUAUAAUUCAGAGAAUGAUGCUUAUUCAGAUAUUUCCUCCACCGUUCCAAGCCCGUCUUCCCCUAAUGAUGAUAGCCUUAGGCAUCUCCCAAGUUCAGUAAGUCAAAAACAAUCGUCAAUUCCAGAGUCUCAAGCGGCCAUUGAGCACGAAGACCAAAUGCCUCAAGGUCUAGAUUCUCGACCAUUAUCAAUUCACAACAGCGAAAAGACACCGAGAAAAUUGUCAGAGGAAUGGUCACUCUCGAUAAGUUUUCAAGAUGUCAAUGGACAAGGUACUCCUGAUGCAUCACCUUCUCGACCCAAAGAAAUAAUCUCUGCCUUCCCUUCCUCUCCAAAUAUAAGUCCAAAAGUAAAAAACACUAUAAAUUCAGAUCCAGAACCGGAAAAGGUCAACGAGAAAGCUGUUACUGAACAUAGGACAAUGCGAAAUACCCCAAUAAAAACAUUACCAAGUUGGUCUCCACUUGACAACGAUAGGUUGCGCACUCUAACUGAAGACACCAUCACUCUCAACAAAUAUUUCACUGACCUCCUUAUUUACAUGAAUAAGAAUAGCGCGACCCUUGCGUCUGAUGCCACAGGUGAACUCUCUUUUUUUAUCAACCAGAUGCCAAAGCACGAAACAUCUCUAAACUUUUGUGACUGGGUUGAUCGAAAGGGAAUGGAAGUAUACAGACAAUUAGAGAAGGGAAUAGAUGAAAAGAUUGAAGAAAUUAAAUUACAGUUUCAAAAGGCAAAAGAGCUAAUCAAUCAAAUAGAUGACGACACUAUUUUAUUGGAAUUUGCUGAGAGGUUCAAUAUUGAUAUCUGA
Messenger RNA from Kluyveromyces marxianus DMKU3-1042, 2244 nucleotides. It is a transcript of the gene BIR1, whose product is annotated as survivin. Gene Ontology annotation, molecular function: DNA binding. The coding region runs from base 1 to 2244 and encodes 747 amino acids. The record is from RefSeq and is a predicted model, not a curated record. Lineage: Eukaryota; Fungi; Ascomycota; Saccharomycetes; Saccharomycetales; Saccharomycetaceae. The transcript has a single exon.